AUGGUGAGACUCAAGAACCGAUACAUAUUGUUUGAGAUUCUCUAUCCCACCACUCCCGACAACGAGCAGAAGCUCCCCAGGCCACUGAACAGCUCAGUUCCCAAAGCCAAAGACUACUCAAGGCUGAACUCGAUUCUAUCAUUACAUCGAUCUUCUCCAAACGAAAUCACACAAAAGGUUAUAUUAGAUCUCAUACGAAAGAGUUUGGAGGUAUACUUUGGUGACUUUGGCUCUGGUGUUUCUAGUUCUACCUUGCAAAUAAAAUACUUCUCCAACAAAACCUCCAAUGGGAUAAUAAAGAUUUCGAGAGAUUACCACAGAUAUGCCAAUUUGUGUCUAACUCUUAUCAAUAACAUUUUGGGCUAUGAUGUCAUUAUAAGAGUCAUCAAGGUUAGUGGAACAAUCAAGAAAUCGGAAGAAUGUUUGGUCGAAAGAAACAAGAUUUACAUGAAAAAUCUCCUAGAAAUGAAUCGCAACUCUAACAGUGGAAACAUAGUCACAUUGUUUAAUGAAUAG
This is a messenger RNA of Ascoidea rubescens DSM 1968, 516 nucleotides long. It is a transcript of the gene POP5, whose product is annotated as RNA-binding protein POP5. Gene Ontology annotation, biological process: tRNA 5'-leader removal. Gene Ontology annotation, molecular function: ribonuclease P RNA binding. The record is from RefSeq and is a predicted model, not a curated record. The transcript has a single exon. NCBI's taxonomy places the organism in Eukaryota, Fungi, Ascomycota, Saccharomycetes, Ascoideales, Ascoideaceae. Bases 1 to 516 code for a protein of 171 amino acids. Gene Ontology annotation, cellular component: ribonuclease P complex.